GCACACAACCCAUCUUACCUCUAUCCUUCUCGUCAUCUCUUCUGGUCUCUCGUUCCGAGAGUGCCCUUGUCGGCCGCCGUCCAUUACCACCCCCUCCAACCUCAGACACCCGCUCACAAUGGACUUCACCGAACUCUACAAACAAACCUCCAACCUCUGCCGCUUCUCCCCCGACGGCCGCUACCUCGCCACCGCAGUCCAAUUCCGAGUCGUCAUCCGCGACGCAGAAACCCUUCAAAUCCUCCACUUAUUCACCUGCACAGAUUCCGUCCAACUCGUAGAGUGGUCCCCGGACUCGCAGCUCGUGUGUUGCGCGUCGCUGAAACUGGGCGUCGUGCAGGUGUGGAGUUUGCUGGAUGAGGAGUGGACGGCGAAGAUUAGUGAGGGCGUUGCCGGAUGUACGAACGUCGUGUGGACGCCGGAUUCGAGGCAUUUACUGAGCUUUUCAGAGUUUCAGCUCCGCACAACAGUCUGGUCCCUCACCACAAAAGACGCCUGCUACAUGCAAUACCCGAAAUACUCCGACAAGGGCUUCUGUUUCCGUCGCGACGGCAAGUACCUUGCUCUGCUAGAGCGCGUCGACUGUAAAGACUAUGUUGGGAUCUACGCGUGCGAUGAAUGGUCGUCUGUGAAGCGUUUCGCACUCCCAACGAACGACGCAGAAAACAUCGCGUGGUCACCGGACGGGCAGUACAUUGCGGCUUGGGAGUCUAUGCUCGAGUACAAAGUAUACAUCCACCACCCCGACGGACGGCUAGCAGGCACCUACUCGGCCUACGAUUCUGGGCUCGGCAUCAAGACUGUGCAGUGGUCGCCGUCUGGGCAGUUUCUGGCGGUUGGAAGUUAUGAUCAGAAGGUCCGCCUGCUAAACUACUACACCUGGAAACCUAUCCUGGAGUACACGUACCCGAAGGAGAUCUCUGACCCGGAGACCACGAUAUUUAGAGAACGGAACUCGGACGCGGAGGAUGGGGCUGGUGGUGGGCCGUGGCCGCAGCCGCCGACGACGGAGAGUGGAGGCCAGCAGCCGAAGAUUCAAUACGAAAUUGUGCCGACACCAUUCGCGAUCCAGCACGUAGUACGGCCCGACCCCGACAAGCCCAAUCCAAAGCUAGGCAUCGGGAUGCUCGAGUUCAACCCCACAGGGCAAUUCGUCGCCGUGCGGAACGACACCCACCCAACAACCCUCCACAUCCACGCCCUGCACCCCCCAACCUCGCACCGCCUAAUCCUGCACCAUACCCACCCAAUUAAGCGGAUCCAAUGGAACCCGCAACACCCGACGCGGCUGGCGAUCUGCACGGCGUCGCUGGCGGUGUAUAUGUGUGAUGUGGAUGUGGGGAUGCGGAAUGCGACCUGUGAGGCUGUUGUUGUGCCCGCUGCAAAUUUCCAAACACACCACCUUACAUGGAACCCCUCCGGCACGUCGCUGGCGUUGUUGGAUAAGGAUAAGUUUUGUCUUGCGUUUCUUGUGCAGGAGGAUGAGGAGGGGGGUGAGGGGGGUGAUACCCGUACGUAUGGGGAUGAUGCUAGGGGGUUUGAGAGGGGGUAUGAGGAUGAUGGUGAGGAUGGGCGGGGGACGGGGAGGUGA
Fimicolochytrium jonesii is the source of this 1591-nucleotide messenger RNA. RefSeq lists its product as uncharacterized. Gene Ontology annotation, molecular function: protein binding. The transcript has 9 exons. The record is from RefSeq and is a predicted model, not a curated record. NCBI's taxonomy places the organism in Eukaryota, Fungi, Chytridiomycota, Chytridiomycetes, Spizellomycetales, Powellomycetaceae. Gene Ontology annotation, biological process: mitotic sister chromatid segregation; microtubule anchoring at mitotic spindle pole body; protein localization to mitotic spindle pole body. Bases 119 to 1591 code for a protein of 490 amino acids. Gene Ontology annotation, cellular component: MWP complex; mitotic spindle; microtubule organizing center.